Messenger RNA from Populus trichocarpa (black cottonwood), 1337 nucleotides. Its product is annotated as peroxidase A2. The record is from RefSeq and is a predicted model, not a curated record. Bases 97 to 1092 code for a protein of 331 amino acids. Gene Ontology annotation, biological process: hydrogen peroxide catabolic process; response to oxidative stress. Gene Ontology annotation, molecular function: heme binding; peroxidase activity. The transcript has 4 exons. NCBI's taxonomy places the organism in Eukaryota, Viridiplantae, Streptophyta, Magnoliopsida, Malpighiales, Salicaceae.
AUAUUGGCUAGCCAAAGUAGUCACUGAUGCACAAAAUAAGAGACAGGGAAAAGCCUUUUGUUUAAUUGCUUCUUGUUCUGUUCAAGAAGAAAAACAAUGUCUCCUCCUCCUUCUACCAGUUUCUUUUCAGUGGCAAUAGUCUUGCUAGGAAUGAUGCUGCCCCACUCGAAAGCUCAAUUAAAUGCAACUUUCUAUGCUAAUACAUGCCCCAAUGUGUCUAGCAUCGUUAGCAACGUUGUUCAGCAGGCUUUUCAAUCUGAUUCUCGGAUUGGCGCCAGCCUUAUUCGCCUCCAUUUUCAUGAUUGCUUCGUCAAUGGAUGUGAUGCUUCAAUUCUACUGGACAACAGUUCAAGCAUACUCAGCGAAAAGUUUGCCGCUCCCAAUGUAAAUUCCAUUCGGGGUUUCGGUGUUGUUGACAACAUCAAGACUGCCGUGGAGAAUUCUUGCCCUGGUGUUGUCUCCUGCGCUGACAUUCUUGCACUUGCUGCCGAAUCAUCUGUUUCUCAGUCAGGAGGUCCUUCAUGGAGUGUUCUGUUGGGAAGAAGGGAUAGUCUAACAGCAAAUCAGGCUGGAGCCAAUACAGCAAUCCCUUCUCCUUUUGAAGGCCUAAACAACAUCACUGCAAAGUUCUCUGCAGUAGGUCUAAACACCAAUGACCUUGUUGCAUUAUCAGGAGCACACACAUUCGGACGUGCACAAUGUCGAACCUUUAGCAACAGGCUGUACAAUUUUAGCAACACAGGCAACCCUGACCCAACACUAAACACAACAUACUUGACUACUCUGCAACAAAUAUGUCCACAAAAUGGCAGCGGAACUGCUUUGGCCAACCUUGAUCCUACAACUUCAGAUGCCUUUGACAAUAAUUACUUCACCAACCUACAAAACAAUCAAGGUCUUCUCCAAUCAGACCAAGAGUUAUUUUCCACACCUGGCGCUGCCACGAUCACUUUUGUCAAUAACUUCAGCAGCAACCAAACUGCCUUCUUCCAGAGUUUUGUUCAGUCAAUGAUUAAUAUGGGUAAUAUUAGCCCAUUAACUGGGAGUAGUGGAGAGAUCAGGUCAGACUGCAAAAAGGUCAAUGGAAGUUAGGCUAUGCGAUCACUAGAUAGAGGAGCUCAUUGUUUUGGAAAAAAAAAAACAAUCAUUAUUAUAUGAGGCAGAUGUGCUUUUAAUAAAGGAAAGAAAUUAAGUGUUUGUUUUAAAUUAGGGUGGCAAGUUGCAGGAAAGUUAGGGAAAAACAAGUAAUUUAUCAUUGGAACUUCUGGAGUUGUCAAAUAUUUGUUGGUGUUAGCUUUAUAAUUGCUCUUUGAAUGGUCAAAUAUUUCGUUGAUGUA